UCUCCCGAGGUGCACCGUUUGGGUCUCAUGAUCCGGCAGGACGCUGUUUUAUGUAAAAUCGUGAGAAGGCAUAAAAUUUGAGACCCCACAGGAGUGGAAGUACUGACUCGGACGGUGACAAACGACAGGAGCGUGGCGGAUAGAGAUGGAUCACCCGGUGGUCAGGUUUUAACACGGCGGCCUCCUGGAGUUUACGGUUCAGAGGAUGUUCGGCUGAGACGGGGUCUGACAGCAGCAGCAGGGUGGGGUUUAAACUGGAUGUGGGAGCCCAUGAGCACUGAUGGAGCGGGACAUUAUUCUAUGGGUGCUGUUGGGCGUGGCCGUGAAGCUCAUGGCGUUGGCGGGCGUGCGGGUCAUCGAGCUGGCGGGCCUGGCCCCGGCGCCCUUCUGCGGGAUGAUCCUGGCGGACUUUGGGGCGCGGGUGAUCCGUGUGGACCGGACCAAGGCGGCCAUGUCGAUGGACACACAGGCCCGCGGGAAGCAGUCCGUGGCGCUGAACCUGAAACAGCCCCAGGGCGUGGCCCUGCUCAGGAGGCUCUGCGCCCAGUCCGACGUGCUCAUCGAGCCCUUCCGCAAAGGCGUGAUGGAGAAGCUGGGUUUGGGCCCUGACGUGCUGCUCCAGGAGAACCCGCGGCUGGUCUACGCUCGGCUCACUGGGUUCGGACAGAGUGGCCCCUACGCCUCGUCCGCUGGGCACGACAUCAACUACCUGGCCAUUUCAGGCGUGCUGUCCAUGCUGGGGGGGCGGGGAGCCCCCCAGCCCCCCAUCAACCUGCUGGCGGACUUCGCCGGGGGGGGUCUGAUGUGUGCGCUGGGCAUCAGCCUGGCCCUGCUGGAGCGCCACGCGUCAGGGAGGGGCCAGGUCAUCGACACCAGCAUGGUGGAGGGCGCGGCCUAUGUGAGCUCGUUCCUCUGGAAGUCGCGUGCCGUUGGCCUGUGGAACCGCCCGCGCGGGGAGAACCUGCUGGACGGCGGUGCCCCGUUCUACGGAACCUACCGGACCUCCGACGGGAAGUACAUGGCUGUGGGAGCAAUAGAGCCGCAGUUCUACGACCUGCUAGUACAGGGCCUGGGAUUGGACGCCGCCACACUGCCCCCCCAGAUGAGCUUCUCUGAUUGGCCGGCGGUGCGGGCGGAGUUUGCGCGGGCGUUUGGGGGCCGCACGCAGGAGGAGUGGUGUGGGGUGUUUGAUGGGACUGACGCCUGUGUGACCCCCGUUCUCCCGCUGGACCAGGCCCACACACACCCCCACAACCGCCUGCGUGGCUCCUUCCUGCAGGAGGGCGGGGAGGUGAGCCCCCGGCCCGCCCCGGUCCUGUCCCGCACCCCCGCGGCCCCCCCCCCGGCCCGGGGCCCCGCCGUGGGGGAGCACACCCUGCUCAUCCUGCAGGAGCUGGGCUACAGUCCGGCCCAGGUGCAGGAGCUGCUGCACUGCGGUGCCGUGGAGAGUCACAAGCCCAACGCGCGCCUGUAGGGCGGGGCGGGGGCCCAACGCGC
Conger conger (European conger) is the source of this 1497-nucleotide messenger RNA. It is a transcript of the gene amacr, whose product is annotated as alpha-methylacyl-CoA racemase. Lineage: Eukaryota; Metazoa; Chordata; Actinopteri; Anguilliformes; Congridae. The record is from RefSeq and is a predicted model, not a curated record. Gene Ontology annotation, molecular function: alpha-methylacyl-CoA racemase activity. The transcript has 6 exons. Bases 281 to 1474 code for a protein of 397 amino acids. Gene Ontology annotation, cellular component: mitochondrion. Gene Ontology annotation, biological process: bile acid metabolic process.